Molecule: messenger RNA, 985 nt
Organism: Ornithorhynchus anatinus (platypus)
Lineage: Eukaryota; Metazoa; Chordata; Mammalia; Monotremata; Ornithorhynchidae
Product: angiopoietin-related protein 7-like
Exons: 4
Coding region: 197-985 (262 amino acids)
Source: RefSeq, a predicted model, not a curated record
ACACACACACACAAUCCAUUUACCCCCACUUGGAGGGGGAGGGGAGAACCUACGCUCUCCUGGGUGGAUUUCCCUGUCUGUCGCGCCACUUUGAGUAGAAAAGACAAGGGCAAUCCGAGUAUAUAGGUAGACCGUGUCCGAAAAAACUGCUCCUAAUCACCCUUCCUCCACCCCAGCAGACUGCGCGUCCAUCUACAUGAGCGGUGGCCGAAAGACGGGUGUCUACAGUGUCUGGCCCUCGCCGGGGGCUCAGCACGUCAACGUCCUCUGUGAGAUGGACACGGAGGGCGGCGGCUGGACGGUGAUCCAGCGACGGCAGGACGGGUCCGUGAACUUCAGCCGGACGUGGGGCGAGUACCGGGACGGCUUCGGGAGUCCGCGGCGUGAGUUCUGGCUCGGAAACUACCACAUUCACCGGCUGACGAGCCGUGGCCCCUGUGUACUCCGCAUCGACCUGGAAGAUUGGGAUGGCCGGCGCAAACAUGCUUUCUACCAGCGCUUCAGGUGGGCCUGGCCCCAGGGACCUGUUCCGGACCACCUGUCCGCCUCCCCCAGCCCCUCAGACCUCCCUCUCUGGCAGGGGGGUCCGAAGUGGGCCGUGCAUCCAGCCCAGGCUCCCAACUGCCCGGUCGGCCUCCCCAGCAUCGAGGACGAGGCCAACGACUUCCGCUUGAACGUGGCUGGCUUUAGUGGCACCGUCCAGGAUGCGUUGGCCUGGUACCACGACAAACGCGGCUUCAGCACACCCGGCUCGGGCAGCCUCUGUGCCGACCUCGCCCGCGGCGGCUGGUGGUAUCACCAGUGCUUCUUCUCCAAUCUGAAUGGCGUCUACUACAAGGGCGGUCAUUAUACAGCCCAGAGCCAGGGAGGGCUGGGUCCCGAUGGCAUCGUGUGGUUCCCGUGGAAGAACACAGACUACUACUCCCUGAAGAAGACCACCAUGAUGAUCCGGCCCAGAGCCUUCCGGCCUCACUUCUCCCUGUGA